This is a messenger RNA of Vigna umbellata (rice bean), 2712 nucleotides long. RefSeq names its product V-type proton ATPase subunit a3-like. Gene Ontology annotation, biological process: proton transmembrane transport; vacuolar acidification. The record is from RefSeq and is a predicted model, not a curated record. Gene Ontology annotation, cellular component: vacuolar proton-transporting V-type ATPase, V0 domain; vacuolar proton-transporting V-type ATPase complex. Lineage: Eukaryota; Viridiplantae; Streptophyta; Magnoliopsida; Fabales; Fabaceae. Gene Ontology annotation, molecular function: ATPase binding; proton-transporting ATPase activity, rotational mechanism.
AUUAUAAACCGCGGGAUGGAUAUAGCGGCAAGAUUUGAUUUAAGAACGAACUCUUUCUCUAUAGAACAAGAGCAUUUGCCUCACAGUUAUUGGUUCAUUCAUUUUGUGUUUGAGCAAUUUAGAAAUCCUGAUGUUGAAUGAAGGUAGUUGUCUCCCCACGAUGGAUCUGCUACGGUCGGAGCCUAUGCAAAUGGCUCAAUUGAUCAUUCCAAUCGAAUCAGCUCAUCGAGCCAUCUCUUACCUUGGCGAUCUCGGCCUCUUCCAGUUCAAAGAUCUCAAUGUAGAUAAAAGUCCAUUCCAGCGAACUUAUGCUUCUCAGAUUAAACGAUGUGGGGAAAUGGCGCGUAGGCUACGGUUGUUUAAGGACCAAAUGUUGAAAGCAGGCGUGUCACCCUCAACGAGCUCAGCAAGAAAGGAUAAUGUUGAUCUGGAAAUUUUGGAGGUUAAACUUGAAGAACUUGAAGCUGAACUCCUUGAGAUUAAUGCAAAUAAUGAGAAGUUGAAACACACCUACAAUGAGCUAUCGGAGUAUAAGCUUGUUCAAGAGAAGGUUGGUGAAUUUUUCUCUUCAGCAAAAAGUAAUGCCGUAGCUCAACAGAGAAAGCUUGAAGUCCAGAUAACUGUUGAAAGGUCUAUUGACAGCCCAUUACUAUUGGAACAGGAGGAGACGUCAACAAAGCAAAUUAAGCUGGGCUUUAUCAGUGGACUUGUUUCAAGGGAAAAAUCAGUUCCUUUCGAAAGAAUUCUAUUUCGUGCUACUAGGGGAAACGUGUUUCUCAAACAGACUGUGGUUGAUCAUUCUGUUCUUGAUCUUUCGUCAGAGGAGAAGGUUCAUAAAAAUGUAUUUGUCGUCUUUUAUUCUGGAGAGAGUGUUAAAAGUAAAAUUCUGAAAAUAUGUGAUGCUUUUGGAGCAAAUCGUUAUCCUUUCUCAGAUGACUUGAGUAAACAACUUCAGACAAUAACAGAGGUUUCAGGAAGACUUUCAGAAUUGAAGACUACAAUAGAUGCAGGAUUGCUUCACCGGAGCACUCUAUUGCAGACAAUGGCAGAUCACUAUGAGCAGUGGAGUCUUAAGCUGAAGAAGGAAAAAUCAAUUUAUCACACUCUAAAUAUGCUUAGCAUUAAUGUGACAAAGAAAUGUCUCCUUGCAGAAGGUUGGUGUCCUGUUUUUGCGACAAGCCAGAUUCACAAAGUGUUGCAGCAGGCAACUGUGGAAUGCAGUUCUCAAGUUGAGGCGAUAUUUCAGGUCUUAGAGACAAAGGAAUCACCGCCUACCUACUUCUGCACAAACAAAUUCACUUCUGCUUUUCAAGAAAUUGUAGAUGCCUAUGGAGUCGCCAAGUACCAGGAAGCAAAUCCCGGUGUGUACACAAUUAUCACGUUUCCAUUCCUUUUUGCUGUAAUGUUUGGUGACUGGGGGCAUGGCAUAUGCCUAUUACUAGCGGCUUUGUAUCUCGUAAUCAGAGAGAAAAAAUUUUCAAGUCAGAAACUUGGAGACAUAAUGGAAAUGGCUUUCGGUGGACGCUAUAUUAUUAUGAUGAUGGCACUCUUUUCAAUCUAUACCGGGUUCAUAUAUAAUGAGUUCUUCUCUGUUCCAUUUGAAUUAUUUGCUCCAUCUGCCUAUGGAUGUCGUGAUUCUUCAUGCGGGGAUGCUUCUACAACAGGUUUAAUAAAAGUGCGUGACACUUAUCCAUUUGAUGUGGAUCCUAAAUGGCACGGUACUCGGAGUGAACUCCCAUUUCUUAAUUCUUUGAAGAUGAAGAUGUCAAUUCUGCUGGGCGUAUCCCAGAUGAAUCUUGGAAUCAUAAUGAGUUACUAUAAUGCAAAAUACUUCGAAAACGAUAUAAAUAUCUGGUACCAGUUCGUUCCCCAGAUGAUAUUUUUAAAUAGCAUGUUUGGCUACCUUUCACUCCUCAUAAUUGUAAAAUGGGGCACUGGGUCACAGGCUGACCUGUAUCAUGUGCUUAUAUACAUGUUCCUUAGCCCAACUGAUGAUUUAGGUGAAAACCAGCUUUUUUUUGGUCAAAAGCUCCUUCAACUUGUGUUACUACUGUUGGCACUUGUUGCCGUACCAUGGAUGCUAGUACCAAAGCCCUUUCUCCUGCAGAAGCAACAUAAAGAAAGGCAUCGAGGUCAAUCUUACUCUUUGUUGUUCAACAAGGAUGAUCCUGAUGAAUCAGAGUCACCAAGUGUUCCCAGUAAUAUUGAUGAUGAGUUUGACUUCAGCGAGGUUUUGGUGCACCAACUCAUACAUAUAAUCGAAUUUGCGCUUGGAGCUGUGUCUAAUACAGCUUCGUAUCUACGUUUGUGGGCCCUCAGCUUAGCUAAUUCCGAGUUGUCCAGUGUUUUCUAUGACAGAGUUCUGCUUUUGGCCUGGGGGUACAAUAACACUAUUAUUCUCGUUGUUGGCGUUUUUGUUUUUAUCUGUGCAACUGUUGGUGUGUUACUGUUAAUGGAAACUCUAAGUGCUUUCUUGCAUGCUUUGAGACUUCACUGGGUAGAGUUCCAGAACAAAUUUUACGAGGGAGAUGGUUACAAGUUCUUUCCAUUUUCAUUUACAUUACUUACGGAUGAGGAUGAUCUGUAAGGUGCGAAAUACCAGAUGAUUUUCUAAUAGAUAUGCCCCCACACAAUCAAGUGGUGUAUAGUGUAAAGUGAUUUUGAAAUUCAAUUAUUUUAAUUGUUUUUACUCGCUAAUUCUUCUUGUUUCCA